GGCUGGGUAUUGUUCAGAUCUCGCCGGGCGAGUGAGCAAGAGUAGAGAGGUGAAUAUGGGGAGAGGGAAGAUCGCAAUCCAAAGGAUCGACAACAGGACCAACCGGCAGGUGACCUUCUCCAAGCGGCGCAGCGGGCUCAUGAAGAAGGCCCGGGAGCUCGCCAUCCUCUGUGACGCCGAUGUCGGCCUCAUCGUCUUCUCCUGCACCGGCCGCCUCUACGAGUUCACCAGUUCCAGCAUGAAACCAAUAAUCGAACGCUACCAGGAGGCAAGAGAGGACAAUAAUUGUCGAUUGUUAAAUCCAAUCUCUGAGGCAAAGUUUUGGCAGAUGGAGGUUGCAACUCUCAGGCAGCAAGUGCAGAACUUACAAAACAACAAUCGUAAACUAAUGGGAGAGGAACUCUCUGACUUGACAAUUAGAGACUUGCAGUUUCUCCAGAGCCAAAUUGAAAUUAGUUUGCAGUCGGUCAGAAAGAAAAAGGAGCAGCUUUUAGCGGAGGAGAUCAUGCAACUCAACAAAAAGGGAAUUGUCCUUCAAAAGGAGAAUGUUGAACUUAAAAAGGAGGUUAGCAUUGCUCAUCAGCACAAAAUAGAGUUACAGAAGCUCUCUGGGGAAAGCACAUCAUCAGGUGAUGGUGACCAAGAAAGUGGAAGCUCUGAUAAAGUUCCUAGUAGAUCAACUGGACAUGAUGCAUCCGAACAUAUUAACCUUGCUUUAAGCAUAGAAGGACAUCCAGAUGAAUGACACCUGUGCACGAAAUCUACAAAUACAAAGUAAGGGAGAUGUCAUAAUUUAAUAAUAAGGAGCCAUUCCAAAGGACAAAGCUUGGCCCUUCAUCGAUGCUGUUUGUGUGGGAAAUUAACUUCAGAACCUAGAUUUUAUACUACUUUGUUUUAUAAGUUUAAGUACAAUAAAACAGUGUGGAUUACAUUAGGUACUAUAAGUGAAACUUUUUUUUUUAAUACUUGGAUUGCAAGAAGGGGGUUAGAGAAGGUCACAUUUGAUAGUCACAUUCUCUGUACUGUAUUAAGUAUCCAUCUCAAAGAGGUGGAUGGGGGUUUUAUAUCCAACUCAAGGUGGAUGUGUUUAUAUCAUAACCUCCUUAAUUUACUAUAGUCAUUUCAUUAUGUUGCUAUAUAUAUUUUGGAUUUCUUA
This is a messenger RNA of Setaria italica (foxtail millet), 1156 nucleotides long. RefSeq names its product MADS-box transcription factor 25. Gene Ontology annotation, molecular function: RNA polymerase II cis-regulatory region sequence-specific DNA binding; protein dimerization activity; DNA-binding transcription factor activity, RNA polymerase II-specific. Bases 56 to 745 code for a protein of 229 amino acids. NCBI's taxonomy places the organism in Eukaryota, Viridiplantae, Streptophyta, Magnoliopsida, Poales, Poaceae. Gene Ontology annotation, biological process: positive regulation of transcription by RNA polymerase II. Gene Ontology annotation, cellular component: nucleus. The transcript is spliced from 8 exons. The record is from RefSeq and is a predicted model, not a curated record.